AUGUCAAACCUACGUGUCCGUCCCUGGCGGGCAUUGGAAUACAUCCAACAAAUCCCCAGCGUAACUCAAGCUCCGCGCACCAGAGCCCCCUACCUCGCUCUCAGCAAGCGCGCCAUCAGCACGAGCAACACCCGUGCAAACAGCACGCCUACACCAUCCCCAGCACCCAAACCGGCCGCUCAGCCCACACGUACAAGCACACCCUACACGCCCUCCACCCAAUCCAAAGUCACCUCCACCCCAAACCGCCAGACAACAGACAACAUCUCCAAAAGCGGGCUAGCCGAUAAACCCCUCGACGUAAUCAGCGCCGCCGAAGAAAAGAUCGACUGGACACGCUCGUUCCACGGUCUCUCUGCCGAACCAUUCCCAGAGAAGGCCGCUAAUAUCUUACUCGCGGAGAUCGACCCAAAAGAAGUCGAGAUCAAGCCCGAUGGAAUCGUCUACCUACCCGAAAUCAAGUACAGACGUGUACUGAAUCAGGCAUUCGGACCUGGAGCUUGGGGUCUUGUUCCGCGAAGUGAGAGUAUCGUUACACCAAAGACUGUUACGAGGGAGUAUGCGCUUGUUUGUCAUGGACGACUCGUCUCCGUUGCCCGUGGCGAACAGGAUUAUUUCUCGCCUGAUGGAAUCCCCACUGCUACAGAGGGAUGUAGGUCUAAUGCGCUAGUGCGUUGCUGCAAGGAUCUCGGUAUUGCGAGUGAGCUUUGGGAUCCUAGGUGGAUUCGGAAGUAUAAGGCCCAGUACACGCGGGAGGUGUUUGUGGAGCAUGUUGUUAGUAAGAAGAAGUCGAAGAUUUGGAUUCGGAAGGAUGAUCCUGUUGGUUAUCCGUGGAAGGAGACUGGUAGUAAGUAG
Penicillium longicatenatum is the source of this 855-nucleotide messenger RNA. RefSeq names its product putative mitochondrial genome maintenance protein Mgm101. Gene Ontology annotation, cellular component: mitochondrial nucleoid; mitochondrial chromosome. Gene Ontology annotation, molecular function: single-stranded DNA binding. The transcript has 2 exons. Gene Ontology annotation, biological process: recombinational repair; interstrand cross-link repair. The record is from RefSeq and is a predicted model, not a curated record. Lineage: Eukaryota; Fungi; Ascomycota; Eurotiomycetes; Eurotiales; Aspergillaceae. The coding region runs from base 1 to 855 and encodes 284 amino acids.